GGCGGCGGGCGCGGCGGAGCGGGGGCUUCGCUCGUGACUUCGCUUCUGCCCGCAGAGCCCCAGAGGAGCGGCACCGUUGAGGGAACAGGCGCUUUCUUCCCGGUCGCGCCGGCGGGGCGGCACCGGAUUCAGGAGGACCGAGGGAAGGACCGGCGGAGAAGCAUCCCGGCGCGGGCCGUCCCGUCCCUGCCCGGUUCUGCCCGGCUCCGUGCGUCCCAUCGCGGCCCGCUGCCACCGGCCCGGGCCAUGGGCCGGCCCGACUGAGAACCCGCGGACCGUCCCGGCAGCCCGGCCGGUGCUGCACGGAGCGCCGAGGCGCGGCCGCAGCAGCGCGGGGAAGAUGCGCUCGGCGGCGCGGACGGCCGGGUUCCUCCUGCUCUGCGGGGUGGCCUUGGGUCUCUACUUCCCCAGGAAGGAGUACUUGGAGAAUGUCUACAUUGACGAGCCAGCGGGAACGCCGCUCCUGCGCAUCCAUGCCUUGAGGGAUUCACGUGAGGAAGUGGCCCACUUUCAUCUGUGCCAAAAUCUCAUAGUUCCUCGAGCAAGACCACAAGAAAAUAAUUGGUUCCAAAUCAGAGAAGAAACAGGGCUUCUCUACCUCAGCAAAAGCCUGGAUAGAGAGGACUUUAACAUGCUGUCUGUAGGAAAUUGGAUGCCAUUGUCCAAGGUGAUGCUGUAUGUCUUCCUUUCAUCCCACCCUUUCCAAGAGAAGGAAUGUGACUCUGCUACACGCACCACAGUUUUCCUCUCUUUGAUCAAUGCUACUGCACCAGCUUGCAGUUCCCUGACAGCAAGGCAGCUUUGCUUCACAGAAAUGGAUCUCUCCUUUCACAUCAAGGAGAAUAAACCACCUGGUACAUUUCAUCAGCUCCGAUUACCGUCAGUUCAUCAUCUGUGUCAGAAUCUCAGCAUUUCCUACAAACUGCUUGCAGCUGAAGGAGUUCCCUUUCGGUACAACGAGAACACCACCAGCGUGCGGGUGACGCAGCGCCUGGAUCGGGAGGAGAGGGAGAGAUACGAGCUCAUUGCCAAGUGCACUGUCAGAGAGGGGCUCAGGGAAAUGCAGGUGGAGGUGCCUUUCCUGGUGAACGUGUUAGAUGAAGAUGACUCUCCUCCCUUCCUUCCCAAUGGCACUGAUACUGCAGAUGCUGUGGUGGAGUUCAACAGGAAAGAGGGCACUGUUCUUUCCACGCUGACUGUGUACGAUGCAGACACCACACCUAUUUACCCCCUUGAAAGCAGCAGAAAGAAAUACACAGGAACCAUCAUUACUGACGAUCCCUGGAUAAGUGAAACAUUUCGUGUAGAGCACAUCUUUGAUGAAAUACACUUCAGCCCAAAUGGCAGCCAAGUGAGGGGGACUCGGCACGAGUACAAACUGGUACUGAAUAAAAGCAUUUCAGUCACAGAGCAUCGUUCCUUCCAGCUGGAUGUUUUGGUGAAUGACACAGAAUUUCAUGGCCCAGAAAGAUCGGUGAUGCUUCAUUUCAAUGUCUCCAUCCUCCCUGUCAGCAUUCAGUUUUCAAACAUAACUUACCAGUUCACAGUGAACAGAAAUGCUGAACGUUUUGCACAAGUGGGAAAGAUCUGCAUUGAAAACUGCAUGAAAUUCCGUGGUGUAAACAUCACGUACAAGUUGCUGUCCCCCAACUCCAGCUGCUAUCCUGUCAGCAUUCUGCAAGGCCGAGAGGACAAAUUUGGGAGUCUCUAUGUGAACGAUUCCUCUGUGCUGCGCAGACCCGAAUGCAAGGAAAUACAGUACACUGUUCAAGCCACUGACAAGCAGAGCAGGAAACACACCAAAACCCUCCUCACUGUUGUCCUGGAAGGGACUCUUUUAAAAAAAGAAGAGGACUGUCCUGACUCUUGUGCUAUAAGUAAGCACCGUGCUGAAUGUGAAGAAUGUGGUGGCCUGGGAGUGCUAACAGGAAGAUGCCAGUGGAGACAGGGGAGUGGGAAAGGGAUCACCACAAACUACUCCACAUGCACCCCGAGCAUCAAGACUUGUCCGGAUGGCAUCUGUGAUGUGGUGGAGGGCAGAGACCCGGCUGUGUGUCCCCAAGACUGCACAAGUGGAAACAUUAUUGGUGGCCAUGGGAAAGGCAUUGGAAAUCUUGGAAUUAAGUCAGGACAUGGGAUUUGUUACUGCUUCCCAAGACAGAACUGUUAUUGUGAGAAAGAUGAUAUCAAAGAGCAACUGUGCGAUGACUUGUGCAAGACUGUGAUCACAGGGGCAGUGGUGCUGUGCUUUGUCAUCUCCGUGCUGGUUUCUUUCUACUGCAUCCACCGCUACCACAAGAACUCCCCGAAGGCGCCCAUCGCCUCCGCGGAGAUGACGUUCCGGCGCCCCGCCCAGUCCUACCCCAUCAGCUACUCCUCCAGCAAUGUCCGCCGCCCUUCCCUGGAUUCCAUGGAGAACCAGGUGUCUGUGGACACCUUCAAAAUACCAGAAGAUCCAAAGUGGGAAUUCCCUCGGAAGAACCUAGUUCUGGGCAAGACUCUUGGAGAAGGAGAAUUUGGAAAGGUUGUCAAGGCGACAGCGUUCCGACUUAAGGGAAGGGCUGGCUAUACCACUGUGGCAGUGAAAAUGCUGAAAGAAAAUGCUUCCCAAAGUGAGCUGAGAGAUCUCCUGUCAGAGUUCAACCUUCUGAAACAAGUCAACCAUCCUCACGUCAUCAAACUUUAUGGAGCUUGCAGUCAAGAUGGCCCACUGUAUUUAAUUGUGGAAUACGCCAAAUACGGCUCCUUGCGCAGUUUCCUCAGGGAAAGUCGGAAAGUUGGCCCGAGCUACGUGGGCAGUGACGGCAACAGGAAUUCCAGUUAUUUGGAUAACCCUGACGAGAGAGCCUUAACCAUGGGAGACCUGAUAUCAUUUGCAUGGCAGAUAUCCCGAGGGAUGCAGUACCUUGCAGAAAUGAAGCUUGUGCAUCGGGAUUUAGCAGCCAGGAACGUGUUGGUGGCAGAAGGGCGCAAAAUGAAGAUUUCUGAUUUUGGCCUCUCGCGUGAUGUAUAUGAAGAAGAUUCCUAUGUAAAGAGGAGCAAGGGCCGAAUCCCUGUGAAAUGGAUGGCCAUAGAGUCACUAUUUGACCAUAUCUACACAACACAAAGUGAUGUAUGGUCAUUUGGAGUUCUGCUAUGGGAGAUUGUUACUUUAGGAGGCAAUCCUUACCCAGGUAUUGCUCCUGAAAGACUCUUUAACCUCCUAAAAACAGGCUAUAGAAUGGAGAGACCAGAAAACUGCAGUGAAGAAAUGUACAACCUCAUGUUGCGCUGCUGGAAGCAAGAAGCUGAUAAAAGACCAACAUUUACUGAGAUCAGCAAGGAACUAGAGAAAAUGAUGGUGAAGAGUAGGGACUACUUGGACCUUGCAGCUUCCACGCCCUCCGAUUCCUUACUGUACGAUGAUGGGCUCUCCGAAGAGGAGACACCUCUCGUGGACUGUAAUAAUGCUCCCCUCCCUCGAACCCUCCCUUCCACAUGGAUUGAAAACAAACUCUAUGGCAUGUCAUACCCGAACUGGCCUGAGGAGAGCCCCGUUCCACUCACAAGAUUCGAUGGCACUAACUCUGUGUUUUCAAGAUAUGCAAAUGAUAGUGUAUAUGCUAACUGGAUGGUUUCACACUCAGCGGCAAAAUUUAUGGACAAGUUUGAUAGCUAAAAUUUUCUUUGUGAAAGGUAAUGGACUCCUGAGGAAAGCAAGGAGGCAAAGAGUGGGAAGUCCAUUGACUUGUUCUUUGUACAAUCAACAACUAACUUUAAAAUUGGCAAAUCCCUUUAUUGGUAGUUUUUCAAGUGUGUUAUUUAUGCUGAAGACUAUAAUUGGUACUCUCUCCUUUCAGAAAACAUAUCAAGCUGGAUAAGAGUUAUAGUUCUGGUACUUCUUUCUAAGUUGCCAUUUUGCGUAUGGUUCUGUUUGGCAACUUCUUAGUGCAAAUGGCCUUGCACCUCAUCCUCGGUGGUUUUUAGACUAACCAUCCUGUGUUACAGCGUUCUGAGAUGGUAAAACAUACUUGAACUGCUACUUUUAUAGUGGCUGUUAGCAUAUAACCACUUGAUCUAAGCAGGAAGCACAAACAAUAUACAGAAGGAGGAGGGAAACAGGCUCCCAGAUUACUGAACUUGCUAUCGAGUGACAAGUGUUAGAAUGAUGUUGGCACUAACAAAGCCAGUAUCUUGGUUUGGAAGCAAACAUUUAGUAACUCAGUGGAGGACUUGAGAUUCAACAUUUGAAGUCUUGUAAAAUGUAUUGUCUUGUCUUAAUGAGAAGAGAAUUUGUUUUAUUAGUCUUAACUUCUCUUACCUUUAGCACAAUGGAGAUAGAUAAAUUUGAUACAAGAUAAGCUGUAUAGACUGAUGGCAAUCAGGAAUGUUUGUCUGAUACAUUUAGUUUCCAUCACUUUCCAUAUUAGUAAUGUUAAAACAUACAGUCUUGUACAAUCAUAGUUUCUUUUAUGAGUUAUAAAUAAGCUACGCAGGAUUUUUAGACUGAAUUAAUAAAUUAGAGUAGUAACAUCAUAGAAUGGUUUGUGUUGGAAGGGAACUUGGAGGUCAUCUAGUUCCAACUCCCUGCCCUGCUGCCCACUCCAGUGUGUGGGGAGGGACACCUUCCACUAAACCAGGUUGCUCAAAUUCCCAUCCAGCCUGGACUUGAACACUGCCAGGGAUGUGGCGUCCACAACUUCUCUGGGCAACCUGUUCCAGUGCCUCACCACCUUCAUAUUAAAGAACUUCUUUUUAAUAUCUAACCUAAAUCUGCCUUUCUUCAGUUUAAAGCCAUUUCCCUAUCCUAACGUUACACGCCCUGAUAAAAACUCCCUGUCCAGCUUUCCUGUAGCUCAUUUAGGAAGGCUGCUGUAAGGUCUCCCCAAAAAGGGAGCUGCUCUAAGGUCUCCCCAGAGCCUUCUCUUCUCCAGGCUGAACAGCCCAAACUCUCUCAGUCUGUCUUUAUAGGAGAGGUGCUCAGCCCUCUGACAGUCUUUGUGACUGUUGUCUGGACCUGCUCCAACAGGUCCAUGAAGUCCUUAUGCUGGAGAUGCCAGAGCUGAUGCAGCACUCUGGGUUGGGUCUCACAAGAAUAGAGUAGAGGGGGAGAAACCCCUCCUUGACCUGCUGCCCACACUGCUUUUGAUGUAGCCUGGAAUACAGUUGGCUUGUUGGGCUGUAAAAAUAUAUUCCCUGGUCAUAUUGAGCAUCUCAUCAAUCAACACCCCCAAAUCCUUUUCCCCAGGGCUGCUCUCAAUCCAUUCUCCUUUAAUCCUGUCUUUGUGCUGGGAUUGCCCUGACCCAGGUGCAGGACCUUGACUUGCCUUGUUGGACUUGAUGAGGUUUGUGUGGGCCCACCUCUAAAGCCUUUCAAGGUCCCUGUGGAUGGCAUCCCUUCUCUCCAUUGUGCCAGCUGCACCACACAGUGUCACAGAAAAACUUGCCGAGAGUGCCCUCGAUCCUGCUGUCCAUGUCGCCGACAAAGGUGUCAAACAGUGCCAGUCCCAAUACCGACCCCUGAGGAACUCAUCACUGGUCUCCACUUGGACACUGAACUGUUGACAGCAACUCUGAGUGUGACCAUCCAGACAGUUCCUUAUCCACCAAUGGUCCAUCCAUCAAAUCCAUGCCUCUCCAGUUUCAAGACAAGGAUGUAAUGUAGGACAGUGUUGAAUGCUCUGCACAAGUCCGGGUAGAUGGCAUCAAUCACUCUUAUCUUACCGACCAGCACUGCAUUCCUGUCGUAGAAGGACGUUUGUAGGGUUUGCCCUUAGUGAUGCCAUGUCACCUUAUUUUCCAUAUUUUGUCAUCAGGUUCCAUGGACUUGUGGACCCUCAGGUUCCUUAGCUGGUUCAGAACCUGGUCUUCCCCUGUGGUGGGUGUUUCUUUACUCUCACAGUCCCUGCCUUUGCCACCUUGGCAAAGGGGUUCAUGCAAACUUGGGCCUGAGUGACUGAAGAACUGGCUGGUGAAGACCAAGGCAAAAAUGUACUCAAUGACAUUGAGUACCUCAGCCUUCUCCAUGUCCCAGGUAACCAAGUCUCUCAUUUCUUUCUGGAGAGGGCUCACAUUUUCACCAAUGUACCUGUAGAAGCCUUUUUUUGUUGCCCAUGAUGUCCUUGGCUAGAUAGAAUUCAAUCAGUGCUUUAGCUUCCUAACCUGAUCCCUGGCUGCUUGGACAAUUUCUCUGUAUUCCUCUCAGGCUGUCUGUCCUUGCUUUCACCCUUUUUCUGUGGGGGAAGUAUAGGCUUCCUUUUUGUGUUUGAGUUUGUCCAGGAGCUCCUUGUUCAUCCAUGCAGGUCUCCUGACAUUUCUGCCUGACUUCCUCUUUGUUGCAACGGUCCUGACCUUGCAAGAGGUGAUCCUUGAAUAUUAACGAGCUUUCUUGGGUCACUCUUCCUUUCAGGCUUUAUCCCGUGGUACUCUGCCUAGAAGAUCCCUGAAGAGGCCAAGGUGUGCCUUCCUGAUGUCCAGGUUAGUGAGCUUGCUGUGUGCCUCCUCGCUGGCCUGAGGAUCUUGAAGUCCACCAUUUCAUGGUUGCUGCAGCCAAGGCUGCCCUUGAGAUUCACAUUCCCCACCAGCCUCUCCUUGUUGGAAAGAACAAGGUCCAGCAUAGUAACUCUCCUCGUUUACUUCUCGGUCACUUGGAGAAUCCAUGUAUUCCAAGAAUCUCUUGCCCUGCUGUGUUGUCCCUCCAAUGGAUAUUGGGGUAAUUGAAGUCCCCCAUGAGGACCAGGGCCUAUGAAUAUGAGGCAGCACCUCUGUCUGUAGAGGGUCUCAUCUCCUGCUUGGGUGGCCUUAGACUGUAAUGUCACUUGUCCUUGCCCUCCCUUUAAUCCUCGCCCAUAAACUCCUCAUCCAACCCCAGUAUAGCUCCAAACACUCCAUGUGGUCAUGGACAUAGAGGGCAACACUCCUUUUCCUGUUUCCUGCCUGUCCUUCCAAAAGGGCCUGUAUCCUUCCACUCCAACACUCCAGUCAUAGGAGCCAUCCUACCCCAUACCUGAUGCCAGUAAGCUCACAGCCCUGCAGGUGUGCACAAUCUCCUGCUGCUCUUGUUUAUACCUCCAUGCUAUGUGCAUUUGCAGAAAGGCAUUUAAGUUGGGCCUCUGAUGGAGCAGACUUACUGGCAGGAAUGGCUGGAAUUCCCUUGCACAGCACUUCAGGUUCUCUCUUGCUGAUUUGCAAUCCCUCUCCAAGCUCUGGGCAUCCCUUCCUAGUGCUGGCAUCAAAUGAGUGGGAGUGGAAUGGAUUGAGGAUUCCCUCUCUCAGCAGCUUCAGUGUAAGCCUUCUUCACCAGCUUGGCAAGCCUGUGACCAGACGUGCUCUGGCUGUUCCUGGCAGGUGGGCCCCCAUCAGACUCCGCCAGCCCAGGCUUUCAGCAAGAGUCCCCAGGAGCGGCCAGACCCCUGGCUGUGGCACUAGACCCCUAACCAUUUGCUGAUUUGCCAGAUUCACCUGGCCCUUUCAAAGCCCUUCCCUUUGACAGGGAGAACUGAUGAAAAAGCUGCCAGCACGUGAGUCCCUCAGCGCCACUCCCACGGAUAUGUAAUGUCCUUGGAUCCUCCUCAGAGCACUCCUGGCUGUAUUCCUGGUGCACGCAGGGAACAACAGCAGCAGAUGAUGGUCAGGAGACUGCCCGAGGCUCUGGGUGAUAUCCCUGCUGCAGCUCUCUGGUAAUCAGUCAGGUUGAUGGGUGGGUCCCUCGGUGCCUCUCGGAGGAGAGUCCCCUGAUACUGUCACCUGUCACCUUUGCUGGCUGUGCUGGUUGUUACACAGGGAGCAGAUGGGGCUGCCUGACGCAGCUCCAGCCUCAGCCUUGAUGUGAUGGGUCCUCCGUCUCCAGCCUGCAGAGUGCUGAAGUAGUUCUGCAGGGUCACCUCAGGCUUCAGGGAAGUGUCUUCCUCCAGCAGGUCCUUGUAAUUUCAAGUUUCCAUUCUUUUGCCUUACUGACACCCCUCCUCCCUUCUGUGUGUGCAUGGUGGUGGGGGAGUUUUUGCCUCUUGGGCUGUGGGUUACUGCAGGCUGCCCUUGGAACCAGCCAUCCAACUCCUUCACAGCCUGAAGUUAUGUAGCCUUCUCACCCCCUCCUGCAGCUCUGCCACAGGAUGUCCUCUGCCUCAGCACACCUUUUGCAGAUACUCAAGUACAGAGAUUUUGUUUGCAGUCUUGUUAAGUGGGUUGGAGACCUCCUCUCAGCUCCAAAUUGCGUAUACUGCCAUGCACAGACACUGCCAUAACAUAAUUCCAAAUAAACCUAUUACUUUGAAAGUAAAAAAUAAAAAACAGUUGCACAGAAAGCAUUGGUCUAAAACUCUGCUGUUGAAACUACUCAAGGCAAAUGUCACUGGAAUUUGUUAAGGUGGAAUAUAAAAAUGUCGUCCUUGCAAGAGUAAGUGACAUUUGGGAGAACAAUCAGACUGUGAGUCAUGUUCUAUGUGGAAGAGUAAAUGAUCAGCACUACUUUUGUCUUUAUUUGUAAUCUACCAUGGUUAAGGGUAACCUUUUGUUUGCUACAAUGUUGGGAUGUAAUUCCCGAGUGACUCGUUGUUAGCGUUGUGAUGGUUAUUCUAAAUAAUCCAAUUCUACCAAAGCUUGCUCCUGUCACAGUCCAAUUUAGAUGUUUCAGAUCUGUUUUCAGAUGUUGUUUUGUGUAUCAACUUUAUGUUUCCAUUAAAGUCUGUGAUUUCAGAAA
Haemorhous mexicanus (house finch) is the source of this 8677-nucleotide messenger RNA. RefSeq names its product ret proto-oncogene (gene RET). The record is from RefSeq and is a predicted model, not a curated record. Gene Ontology annotation, cellular component: axon; signaling receptor complex; membrane. Gene Ontology annotation, molecular function: transmembrane receptor protein tyrosine kinase activity; calcium ion binding; ATP binding. The coding region runs from base 341 to 3658 and encodes 1105 amino acids. The transcript has 20 exons. Lineage: Eukaryota; Metazoa; Chordata; Aves; Passeriformes; Fringillidae. Gene Ontology annotation, biological process: homophilic cell-cell adhesion; positive regulation of kinase activity; protein phosphorylation.